UAGGAUAUUAGAUCCUUGAAAUGCGAUGCGGAUCUAGUUUUUCUAAUGAAUCAUUUGUUUAGUGUUUACCUUUAUUCUGCGGAGCAGGAAUUCACUCGAUUUUGCUAAUGAAUAUUUUAUUUUAAAAUAUCUAUUGAAAAAAUGUUAAGGAUGCUGUUACUUUACUAAUGUUUUAAACCUCAAAAACAUUAAAAAUGGGUCUCGACUUUGACGUGUUUGAGUUUUGCAAAAAACUGCGACAGAACCGGCCGCCGCCGUACCAGUGCCCACUAGAGAAGUGUGACAAAGUAUACAAGAGCUUAUGUGGGUUGCAAUACCAUCUAGUGAACUAUGAUCAUGACAAUCCUACACCCACUACGCCAACAGUCACGAACAAUCGUAAGAAGGGUAGAGUUAGGGCAGCUGUUCCCACCGGGGACAUAGCUUUGCAAAGCCCUCCGAAAGAAGCUUUAACUUUUGCAGAAGCCCAAAAGGUGGUUCAGUUUGAAAUAGAUGGAAAAAUUAGCAGAAUUCCCAUAGAUCAACCUUUGUCAGUAAUGUCAUUGGAGGAGUGGGAGAAAAAGAACGCUGAACUUGAAAAACCUUUACCUAUUGUAGAGCCCCCAUCAGAGCCUCAUGUGAAAUUGCCUGAGGCCAGUUUCAAGUUAAUUGAAGACUACAAUGAUCGAGUUAGUGAUGCACCUGCAAGGCCAAACGCUUAUAUCAGAUUUAUUGAAAAAUCAGCUGAGGAGCUUGACGGUGAAGUAGAAUAUGAUGUUGAUGAAGAAGACACAGCUUGGCUGGCUUUAAUAAAUAAGCAAAGACUUAAGCAGGGACUGCCACAAGUGUCAGUUGAUACAUUGGAAUUACUCAUGGAUAGAUUAGAAAAAGAGUCAUAUUUUCAGGCAACUCAAAGUGGGCAACAACCAGCGGCAACGGUUGAUGAAGAUGCUGUAUGUUGUAUUUGCAUGGAUGGCGAGUGUCAGAACACAAAUGUGAUAUUGUUCUGUGACAUGUGUAACCUUGCUGUGCAUCAGGAUUGUUAUGGGGUGCCAUACAUACCUGAGGGACAGUGGCUCUGCAGGCGGUGCUUGCAGUCACCAUCCCGCCUUGUCAACUGUGUAUUAUGUCCCAAUACUGGAGGAGCAUUCAAACAAACAGAUCAGGGAACUUGGGCUCAUGUUGUGUGUGCAUUGUGGAUACCGGAAGUGCGAUUUGCUAAUACAGUCUUUCUGGAACCAAUUGAUUCAAUUGAAAUGAUCCCGGCGGCUCGUUGGAAGUUACAAUGUAUGGUUUGCAAGCAGAGGGGAGUUGGCUCUUGCAUACAGUGUCAUAAGAGUAACUGUUAUUCAGCUUUUCAUGUGACUUGUGCACAACAAGCUGGACUUUAUAUGAAAAUGGAAGCGGCCGGAUCUGGCCGGGACCCAAGCCAGCCGGUUCAGGUAGCGAAAAUGGCGUACUGCGACGCGCACACUCCGGCGCAUGUCCUACAAGAGAGACGAGCCAGGGACUCGGACAACGAUUCUAAAUGCAACGACCUCAAUGCAGUGAGACAGAAAGGACGGGAUAAAAUCAAACAGGCACGUCGCGUGUUAGCAAUGAAACGAACUUGGGCCCCGGUCGUGUUAGUACCGACUUUGCCGGCCGAGCGCGUGGCGGACGUGGCCCAGUUGGCCCAGGGUCCGCCCGCCGCCAGGGCCCAGCUCAUGAAGCGACUCCUCGCUUACUGGACCCUGAAACGGCACAGCAGGAACGGUGUGCCGCUGUUGAGGAGACUGCAGAGCUUGACGACCAAUCAUGGCAGUAGAGGCAUACAAGACGCAGCUGUCAAUGUACGAGAGCUGUGUAAUCAGUUGAAGUAUUGGCAGAGAAUACGACAAGAUUUGGAACGCGCAAGAUUGCUGUGUGAGCUGGUACGUAAACGCGAGCGUCUGAAGGCGGAGUACACCCGCGUGUGGGAGCGCUGCUUCCUUCACUCGCUGCGACCCGAGCGGGCCGUGCUCCACAAGCUGCUGCGCUUGUUGCGCCAGAAGGACUCCAGCGAUAUAUUCACGGAGCCGGUCGACUUGCAAGAGGUACCAGACUACAGUACAAUAGUGAAACACCCCAUGGACCUGAGCACGAUGGAGAAGAAGCUGGACCGCGGCGCUUACAAGAACAUUGAUGACAUCGAAGACGACUUCAAACUGAUGAUAGACAAUUGUCUCGCGUAUAACAAUAAAGAUACAGUGUUUUACAAGGCCGGUGUGAAGAUGCGCGAGCAAUGCGCGCCGGUAUUCCGUCAGGCGCGCCGCGACGUGGCGGCCGCGGGACUCCGCCACCUCGCCGCGCGGUCCCGCGCCGCCAGCACCGACAGCGAUCGUACUCUAGAUACGAGAAGCGAACGUGGCGUGUCCGUAGCGCGCAGCGAAGGCGGCCGCAGCAAAGACUCGCCCAUCAGAGACUCGGCUGACGAGAAUAAUGCUCGCGACUCGUCACCGUCGGCACGUUCCGUCCGUUCGACGAGCAAGGUGAACCGGAACUGGUGGCGGGGUCGCGGGGCGGGGCGGGGAUCGGCGAGGGGGGCGCGCGGGAAGCGCGGAGGGCGCACCAAAAGGGGGAGGGGACGCGCCGCGCAGACUCCUGCCGAGCGACCCACAGUACAAGACAACGAAACGGCGACGUCGGGCUCCGAGACUCCAGUGCCGCCAAGAAAAAGCGUUGAGCGUACACAAAAACUAGCCACCCCUGAGAAGUCGCCGACCAAAGUCACCGAGGGUACUCCGUCGUCCGGUCUAGGAUUAUUGGGCGGUCUACGAAAGCCUACUUUAUUGGUGACGCCGUCAUCAGUCGCCACACCACCAAAGAGCUUUGGAUCUGAUGCUUCACUGCCAACGUUGUCGGCGAGCCUCGGCCGCUCCGGACUGGAUCCGUCGCCGAAGAAGAAAGGCCGGGGCAGACCCAGGAAACAGGACAAAGACAAGUCCGUCUCCUCACCGGAUUUGUUUAGAUCUACGUUGCCGGGAGCCGACGGUAAAGCCACGCCGGUUCCAGCGUCGUUCUUACAGUACCGCGGCCCAACAGGAGAAGUCGGUUCUGACAGUGACCUAGCUCUUUCUAGAUCCUCGAGCAGCAGCUCCGCCUGGUCGCAGUCCUGUUCGUCGUGCACUCAUUACGACGACGAGAAUGUUUCGGAUCACUCGUGCUCGAUCAGUUCCACCGAUGGUUCGAGUUACAACGAAACGAUGGAUUCUAAUAUGGAGGCUGGCAGCGGACCAGAACGUCGCCGCACCAGGCGAGCUGCGCACACGGACGCAUCCGAUAAUGAACCUCUCACUCCUGUUAAGGGUCGCGGCACAAGAUCGUCGAUGUCAAAAACACCAGUGAAGAGUGGCCAGACUGAACUACUCUUGGAACCUUUACAACUCGUUUGGGCGAAGUGCAGAGGCUACCCCUGGUAUCCGGCGCUGAUCAUCGACCCGAAAAUGCCGAAAGGUUUCAUCUACAACGGGGUGCCGCUUCCCGUUCCGCCUCAAGACGUAUUGAACUUGAAGAAGAACCACUCCCACGAGCCCAUACUUUAUUUGGUGCUGUUUUUCGACGUUAAAAGAACUUGGCAGUGGUUACCACCUAAUAAACUGGAGCCCCUGGGCCUCGAUAAGAGCGUUGACCAAGCGAAGCUAGUGGAAUCCCGGAAGCCUACCGAUAGAAAAGCGGUGAAGAAAGCGUACGGUGACGCCAUGCAAUUCAGGAAACAAGUGGACGGUGAAGAUAAAUGACAAAGGUUUAAAUAUAGGUCACGCCGACCUCCAAGAAAGAGAACGUUCAGUUUCGGUAGCUUUUCGACGAUGCAAAUCCGGACACCGGACGGCACUAGCGAUUCAUCUGAUUAGCUCGUACAUAUUUGAUUAUCUCUGUGUUCUAAUACAUAAAUCGUUCAUUAGUUUUGUUGAAAAUCAAAACUUUGACAUAGCGUUCAUGCAAAUACAUAUGUGUUCUUGUACUGUAUUGUUUUUAUUGUGUUGAGCUAAUUUUAGUAGUUGUCCAACUAGGUUGGAGCCUAGGUAGUCUAGAUCCUAGGGUCUGGCUAGAGAAUAUUGAUCGAAUAUUGAGAUUGAAUAUAAAUAUUGUGGUUGGAAAAAAUGCUUUCUGAAGAUUGCCGUUUUUUUUGGUGACCGUACAUUUAAGAUAAAUAUUAGUUUAGGUUAAUUAAAUUAGCGGUCAUGGCUAGAGCCUCGCAAAAAUGCUCCAUCAUAUAUAAAAAAAUACAGGUUGGAACAUUUUUGCUAUAAUACAUAUUAUUAAUUAUUUAAUUUCUAUUUUAUUAAAAGUCAAUAUUAGUAUAUGGUUAGCAUUUAUAUAUCGAGUAGCAACAUUGAAUACUCUUACAAAUAUCACCAGAUAGUAAUAAAACAGUAAGGAAAGUUUAAAACUUUAAAUAACUUAAAAGUGUAGUUCUGCUGUUAAACCCAGUUAUAUAAUAUUAUAGAUAUUAAUUUACUGUUCGUAAUAAUGUAGCAACUUAGGACCUUCUGUUAAGAUAUUUAAAAUGUUGCGUUGCAUAGCAAUUGCGAUAUCUACGAAGUUUGAUGUAUUAGAUAUACAUAUUUAUUAGUAUUGGAUUUAGAUUAGAUAGAUUAAUAAACUUUUUGUGUCGUCACUGGGGUACUUACAUUUAUGCAUUAAUUAAAUCAGGGCUGAAAGGAUGUUUGGCUUUAGCGACAUUUAUCUUUGUAAUUAAAGGUCCAUUAUAUGUACUUGAUAUUAGCACCACGCUUUGAUGUUUUUAAUUGAACUUCAACUUAAAUAGCUGAAGAUGCUUUUUUUUGUUAUAUUAUUUCAAAUUUUAACCAAUUGGCUCUCCUGUAAAGUUGCAAAAAUGUUGCUUAGUAAUGGCUCGGAAUGAUAGAGCGGCAUGUAAAAUUGUCUACCCAAAUAAGAAUUACCGAAAUGUCGGUCUUAAUGAUACUCGAUGUGUAGAAGAAGAGUUCACCGCUCACAUGGUUUUAAGUGUAAACCAGAAGCCCGUAGGUAUCAGAACGUUAAUAUAUCAAUUAUAUCGCCCAAACUUUGCGCUAGAAAUGAGAUGGAUCGUGGUUUUUACCCGUAAGCGUUCACAACACCUCUUACCACCAAUAAAAAGGUUACCACCUAGUUUGGUAUUUUACAAUUUAAGCAACAAAAAUUAACUCAGGGACGUCCUGAAACAUCACAAUUUUUUGCUAGAAGUAUAAUAUGAUAUUUUUUUGUGUGAUUUACCUAUUGUUUUCAACAUGAUUGAUUGGUUUGAAAAUCUUGCUAACAUUUAAAUGUUAUCAUACUGAACAUUCUCUAUGUAAGACAGGAACAAUGCACGAUGAUAAAGUUUGGUAACGCCUUUAAUAUUUUCGAUCUGUAUAGUUUUAGUCUAAGGACAGUGAUUAACGUUUGUAUAUAUGUAAUUGUAGUAAUAAUAAUGUAGAAUAGUUAAAGAGGCGGAUAUUGUAUCAGUUAGAUUAGUUGAAUAUGAUUAUGAAGAAAACUUGUAUGAUAGCGAUUUUGUAAGGUAAAUGUAUAUUAUAUGGUGUUUCCCGAGCGCUAUGACAUGUCCUUCUUCAAACGAGGCUUGUGGAGAGUAUUAAGCGUUAGGCAGCGGCUUGGCUCUGUCCCUGGCAUUGCUGAAGUCGAUAGGCGAUAGGUUUCAGCCUGAGAUUGAAUCGUUAAAAUCAAAUAUGGCGUGUCGUGUAUAUUCUCGAGGGAGGUCAAAGUAACUGGGUUCAUAAUUACGUUAAAUUUUAAUUCAUUUGGAGUUGUGUGUAUCAUAUGUUUGUUAGGAGUUAUGCCCAGCAGAAAUUUACAUAGUCUUAAGCGAAUGGUGGCUCCGUUUCUUUCGGGGGUCAUUAUCAGCAGUCUCUCUCUCUCUCUCUUUCUUUCUUCCUCUCCGCUGAUCAUAGUGAACCUCUGUCUCUGAUAAAGAGUACUCUCAUAGCGGCUAGGGUGCUAAGGCUAAGGGAUUUGACUAAGUAAUAAAUAAAUAAGAUUUCUUUUGUGGUAUAAUGAAACUGAAAUUCGUAAUGACGAUGCCGUUGUCUAUAUUUUCUAAUUUGGGCUGGAGCCAAAGGAACCCGCCUCUGGAAACGAAGUAUAGGUAAUGCAAUUAAAGAUUGGCUGACGGUUAACGUUUAAGUUGCUAUGAGAUAUAGGGCCGCAUCCUCUCAAACUGUUUUCACUUUAGUUUACUCAGUCGCACAACUUGAAUUCAGAAAAUUGAAAUUCUUUAAUACUCUGCUUAAUAGACAAUAUUUAGAUACCUACUUAUUGUAGUUUUUAUUAUUUACUUACUUUAUUUUAUUUUAUUUACUAACAAUCACACCACGUCAACUGGUCCUGUGCUAAGCUCGUAAAAAACUUGUGUAACAGGUACCAGAUAAUGGAAAUAAAUGUAAGAUUUUUAUUAUACAUAUACAUAUAUUUAAUAUAUAUCCAUAACCCUGGAAAAGACAUUUUAUAUAAUUUAUCAUACAAAUAUCUUCCCUUGGCGGUAUUCGAACCCGCGACCCCCUUGUGUAGUGAUCAUGUCACUUACCACUACACCAGACGACCGUAGUACAUUACUACAUUAGCGAAGUUAGGUAGUACACUACUCUUUUUUCGAUUUAAAGGGUGAUCUUACGCUUCAUAUAUUAUUCAACCCACCAAUUAUGAAACCAACUGUUGUCUUUAAAUUGCUUCUAUCGAAUAAAAUAUUUAUCAAUGUAUUUAACUUUAAUUUUGUUGGUUAUUUUGAGACUCUAAUCUGUGUUUUCAUUGUCUAUCGCUUCUGAAUAGUCGAUUACUGUAAUGCUAUUAUAUUGAAAAUCGCCCAAGUUUCAAAAAAUCAAAUCGAUGGAUGGAUACAUAAUGUUAUAUUACAGAUUUCUCCACUGCAAACAAUUUCUUGUAAUUGGAGAUUGAACUUUCGAAUACAUUGUAUGUGGCUAUGCCAGAAGUUCGAAACGAUUUACUACUUUGUGACAAAGAAAGCUAUUUAUUCUUGUUUUAAUAAGUUAAGAUUCUUUUCUGAAUAAAAACUGUUACAAUAUUUGAAGACUCGUUUCAAGAAUGGAUGUACACACAUUUGUUUAAUACAUAAUUAAACUUACUCAAAAAUAUUAGUCUUGCUAGAACUUCUAAAUUCGUUCUUAAAUUUGAUUUCGCAAGAUGAAGGCAGAUGAUAAAUACUAAAUGUAUGAUUCAUAGGAUCUGUUACAUAAAUAAAUAAGGGAAAUAAUUUAGUCUACAAUCAGUUUCUAAUCUGUAUAAUUAAAAUUACACAGAUUAAUAUAUGAUUCUAUGAUUUUGUUUUAUUUUUGCAAUAAAAAAUCAAACAUGAAAA
This is a messenger RNA of Bombyx mori (domestic silkworm), 7312 nucleotides long. It is a transcript of the gene Br140, whose product is annotated as bromodomain-containing protein homolog. Lineage: Eukaryota; Metazoa; Arthropoda; Insecta; Lepidoptera; Bombycidae. Gene Ontology annotation, cellular component: MOZ/MORF histone acetyltransferase complex. Gene Ontology annotation, molecular function: protein binding. The transcript has 23 exons. Gene Ontology annotation, biological process: regulation of transcription by RNA polymerase II. The record is from RefSeq and is a predicted model, not a curated record. Bases 195 to 3737 code for a protein of 1180 amino acids.